AGAAGCAGGAGAAGCAACAUGGGAAAGCUGCGUGUCCGCUCUGCUCUGGUGACUGGGGCCAACCGGGGAAUCGGCCUCGGGCUGGUCCAGCACCUGCUGGCAUUGCCAAACCCACCUGAGUGGGUCUUUGCAACUUGUCGCGACCCCAAGGGACAGCGAGCGCAGGAGCUGCAGAAAUUGGCCUCCAAGCACCCCAACCUGGUCAUCGUCCCGCUCGAAGUCACCGAUCCCGCCAGCAUCAAGGCGGCCGCAGCCAGCGUCGGGGAGCGCCUCAAGGGCUCGGGGCUGAACCUCCUCAUCAACAACGCUGGGAUCCUAAGGGCAAACACGCUUGACAAUGAAACACUGAAGGACAUGGCCGAGGUGUACAUGACCAACACCAUUGCACCUCUGCUGCUCAGCCAGGUAAUGUGCUCACCCACAGCUCCAGGAACGUCCCUGUACUGCAUCCCUCAGGUCCUCAAUACAGGAAGGAUGGGGCCCGUGGGACAGAGCCCUCCUCUACUCUCUCCCUGCUGAGUUCCUGCCCUGGUGUCAGGUCCUGCACAUUUCAGGUCCCACUCAGAUCCCUUGCUCUCAGGAGUAGGUGUUCAAAUCAGUGCAGAAUGGGCUGAGCACAAGAUGCCCAUUCCGGUUGGGACCAGGAGGCAGGCUGAAGCAUUUGGCACUCUGGAGCCUGGGGCCACAAUAU
Lagopus muta (rock ptarmigan) is the source of this 691-nucleotide messenger RNA. Its product is annotated as estradiol 17-beta-dehydrogenase 2-like. The transcript has 3 exons. Bases 19 to 519 code for a protein of 166 amino acids. The record is from RefSeq and is a predicted model, not a curated record. Lineage: Eukaryota; Metazoa; Chordata; Aves; Galliformes; Phasianidae.